AUGAUCCUCACUAGUGGACAGGCGGGGGAUAGGCACGACAACAAGAAGCUGGAUGACAAGGGCGUGAAUGCCAACUCCGAGAAGCAGACCAUUACGCUGCGGACGGAGGGCUUCCUCCAGACACUCGAGGAGAAGCCGACCCCCACCAAGCCGCACCAAUUUGUCGCAGACUGCGCGAAGGAAUCGGUGAGGAGCAGGGGACGUGCGGGGCGGACGGGGGGUGGCCCGUCGGUGAUGUGUGUGUGUGUGUGCUCUCAGAUCAAGGAGGCGACUGUGAAGCGGUUCCUUCCUAUAGUAGGGUUUGUGACCAAAUAUAAGACGAGCUUCCUCAGCGAUGACAUCACGGCAGGUGGGAUUCACAGAUCAGGCGAACACACAGGAUCACAACAGAAAGGAAGACAUUGCUUUCGUGUGUGCCUGGUUGAUGAAUGUGACACAGGUAUUGCUGAGGGCAUCAUGGCCAUCCCUAUGGGCAUGUCGUACUCGCUGCUGGCCAACUUGCCGCCGGUGUACGGCCUCUACAACCAGCUGUUUCUCCCCCUCAUCUACAUGCUCUUCGGCACAUUCCACCACGCGUCCAUCGGGACCUCAGCCAUCGAAGCCAUCUUAUGCGCUGAGGCCGUCGCAAAUGUCAUUGGGUGAGUCGAUUGACGCCACACAACCGACCCAUCAGCACAGAAACAGAACCAACACCUCUGUUUGUGUGUUCGUGUCAUCCAUCAUCAGUUGGGACGCCCCGCUUACGGAGCGGGUGCCUGUGACGAUCAGUUUGGCGGUGUGUGUGGGUGCGACUCACAUGGUGCUGCGGCUGAUGCGUGUGGGUGUGGUGGUGGACUUUAUCGCUGACCCCGUCCUGGCGGGAUUUUCCACCGGUAAGGGGGUCAGUCACGACGAUCGAUUAGCAUGUCACGCGUGUGGGUGUGCGUUUUGCGUGCAGGCGCAGCGUUUCUGAUCGCGACGUCUCAGCUGAAGGAUCUGUUUGGGUUUCCGGUGCCGCGGACGGACUUUGAGGCCGAGCAGUGGUGGCACAUCCUCACCAACCUCCCGCAGACCAACUGGACCGCAUUCACCAUGUGUAAGCCACCUCCCCCUCAACCUGUCUCCCCGCCCCAAGCACCACAACACGGCACACACCCCAUCCAUGCACAUCGAUGGCUCACUGUCACUGUGAGUUGUCCGCUUUGUGUGUGGUUCAGGUGUGAGUGGGCUGAUCAUUCUCUUUCUCGUCAAGUGGGUCAACGCCCGCUACUUCAAGAAGUUCCCCUUGCCCGGGCAGCUGAUUGUCAUGGUACUCUUCACCUUGCUCACCUGGCUCUUCCAGCUCAACGAGGCCCCGUUCAACCUCAGGAUCCUACGCGAGAUACCCCAGGGCUUCCCCGUCCCCGAUGUGCCGCACUUCCAGGGCCACUUUGUGCAGCUGUUUCGGCAGGCCAUCCCAUUGGCUGUCAUGGUUUACGUCAUACACAUUUCCGUCGCCAAGACAGUCGGCAAGAAACACGGGUACGCGCACGAGAAGCCAGGGCAGCAUUGUGUGGAAGAGAUCGCAGAUUCUUGUGUUGUAUGGUGUGUCAUUGUUCGUGUCUGCAGGUACCGCAUUGAUGCUGAGCAGGAGCUGGUGGCGUACGGCAUGACCAAUCUAGUAGGGUCCAUGUUUCAGUGCUUCCCGGCGGGCAACGCCGUGUCUCGCGUGGGAGUAGUCUCGUCCGUGGGCGCCAAGACCAUCCUGCACACCUUGCCCAACGUCGCUGUGGUGGCUCUCACGCUCUCUCUCAUCACGCCGCUGCUCUUCUACCUGCCCUAUGCUGCACUCGCAUCCGUCGUCUUCUUUGGCACCUACGGUGAGCAGCGAAUUCAGCCAAGACGCGGGUGGCCAGCACAGUCCAUCAAUUUGCGUCUCUCUCCUGUCAGGCAUGAUCAAUUUCCAGGAGGGACGUCGUCUGUGGAAGUUCAAGAACCCCGACUUCUACCUCUGGGCCACGUGCCUCCUCGUCACCGCCACACUCGGCGCGAUGGAGGGCAUCAUCGUCGCCGUCGUCCUCUCUCUCAUCUGGCUCCUCGGCAAGAGCGCCAGGCCAAACGCUACUGUACUCGGACGCCUUCCUGGCACUUCCAGCUACCAUGAGGUGCGCGAGCAAAGACAGCAACGCACGGUGCUUGUUGUUCUCCCAUCAAAUACAGCGACACACGUUGGUUGUUGUUGUUCUCUCAUCAGAUUCACCGGUUCCCCACUGCGCGUGAGAUCCCCGGUGUAAAGAUCUUCCGCUUCGACGCCGACCUCAACUUUUCUAAUGCGGAGUUCUUCGAGAGCAAGGUGCUGAGCGUGAUCAAGCCCUCGGGCAGCAAACCGGACCGCGUCGACGAGGAGGAAGGUGGCGACGGGGAGGUGCCCACGCAAACGGUCAUUGUGGACUGCAGCGGCAUCAACUCCCUGGACGUCACGUCCAUUGGCAUGCUUGAGCGACUGGCUCAAUGGUUCCAGGAGCAGAAGCUCGACUUACUCUUCGCUAACUGGAAGGGACCGAUGAGAGACUUCCUGGGUACGUUGACGAGCCGAAUGCACAUGCAUUGUCCAUGAUGUCCUCCAUGAUGAUUGUGUGCGUGUCGUUCGUUGCUCAGACCGUGCCGAGUUCUUCAAGGUGGUGCCGGCCGACCACUGCUUCCUCUCACUGCAUGACGCCGUCAUCUACUCAGCCGUGCGCCACACCGCCCACAAGCACGCCAAGAUCGAGAUUGACAGCUCCGCAGAGGCCCAUCUACACAUCCUCUCGCCCCACCCCUCGCCCCGCGCCUCGGCCCGCCGCCUCUCGAGCGUCGACUCCAAGAGCGACGCCGCACUCGAUGAGCCCGACAGUGAAAUGGUUGUCGAGGGCCCGACAGACGCCGAGAAGACAAGCGAGGCGUCGAGGCCGGACUCGCCCCAUCCGCUCAACGUCGUCGGUCGGCAGAUGGAUGCCGACCGGCAGUCUUCGGGCGCUGUGGGUGCGCUGUUGUGGGGUGUGCACAUGGACGACGACGAGGAGGCGGGCGUGCUGUGGGACGGCCAUAUGGAAUGGGCACAGAACGUCAGGGAGGUUAACCAGGCGGGGACCGAGAAGACCUGGGGUAUCGUCAGCAUGACGCACCCGUGAGACAAUGAGGCCCAUAUGGGUGGGUGGUGCGGUGGUUGUGUUGCAUGUCGCAUGGUAUCGCAUUUAUUCUCACUUGUCUCUCUGCACGUGCCGUCCACUGACAUGUGUUUUCUCCACCUAGCCCGCUUGUAGGCGCUGGUACUGCUCACCUAUCUACCACUCGAAUGGCACCUCGUUCACGUGUCGUUCGAUUAGUGCCGUAGGUCCGUUUGUAUGGAGAAGUUGGGGGGCUUUUUCUCUCUGGUCGCCUUUUGUUUGUCUUCUCGUUCGUUGUGUGAUGUGUGCUUGUGUGUGUGCCUGCAAUUGUGUGUAUAGUGAGCUGGCUUGCCUGCCGUGCUGUAUGUGCGUGUGAUGCGUCCGUCUGCACUAGAUGCUCGACUGGCGUCCGUCUGGUGUGGUGGGUGGGUCCUGUCCUCUGCCUGUCAGUGUAUUUAUUGUCUUAUGUGAGUGAGUGACCAUUGUGCGACUGACUCAAUCGUGUGGAUAACACCGUGGGGCCGGCCGGUCCAUUCGUGGGUUGCGUGUGCGUGCUCGUGUUGCCUGGACUCAGUCUGAGAGAAGCACAGAUGCCACUCCAACAAACAGACCUUCAAUCAUUCUGUUCAAACUUAGAGACGUGAAGAAUGGCGUACAUGACAUGUCUCGCGCUAUCUUCCCGUCAGCGACGACUGGGCGUGUGCAGCACCCAAUGACAGGCACCCAAUAGUCAGUCACACGUCUGUCUGUCUGUCUGUCUGUCUGUCUUCGUGGCU
Molecule: messenger RNA, 3880 nt
Organism: Vitrella brassicaformis
Lineage: Eukaryota; Vitrellaceae
Source: the annotation of a GenBank genome assembly